Molecule: messenger RNA, 1188 nt
Organism: Phascolarctos cinereus (koala)
Lineage: Eukaryota; Metazoa; Chordata; Mammalia; Diprotodontia; Phascolarctidae
Source: RefSeq, a predicted model, not a curated record
AUGAAGCUGGUCGGCGCACCUUGGCGCGAAGGAAGAAAAAGAAUCGCAGCGCGGCACCUAGGCGUGCUGCUGGUCCCUCAUCCAUUAGUUCAUCAGUCGGUCUGCUCCUCCGGGGGACGCUAUCUCUGUGCGUCCAUCCCUCCAAUCCGCCCAGGAGCGCCCGUCAGGGCUCGCUUCAAGACAGCCCAACGGAUCUCCCGCCCCAAACUAUCCGACAUCCUGGACCCGCAGAAAUUCACCCGGAGAAAGGGCCCGGUGGCCAGGGGAAGCCUCUGCGCCUCCCAGGAACAAGAGAAAAGUUUGGGGCAGACGGAGUCUGCCGAGACAGAGCCCAGCAGCCGGAGGGAGGCCGAGAUCUCCGGUAAGGAUGUCGUGCGCUCCGAUAGCGGACCAGCGUGCGUCCUGGACUGCUCAGUGGAGGAGGAAGAGGAGGAGGAAGACUACGAGGAGGAAGACGAGGACGACGAGGAGGAUGUGGAGGAUGAAGAUGGGGAGAAGGCAGAGGCUGAGGAAGAUGAGGAAGUGCUGGGGCUUCGAGGGCAGGGACUCGGACGGCAGCGGCGGCGGAUGCAUCGAAGGCGUCGGGGACCCUCUGGGCCGGAGACGCCAGAGGGCCGAGGAGGGGAGGACAGCACCAGCGGAGGGGUCCCGGCGCCAGCCCCGGGCGCUGAGGGCUCCCAGUCACCGCGGCCCGUUAAGCGCCGACGGCCACCCGAGGGCAGCGGCUGCGCUAAGCCCCGCCGGGCACGCACCGCCUUCACCUACGAACAGCUGGUGGCCCUGGAGAACAAGUUCAGGGCCACGCGCUACCUGUCGGUCUGCGAGCGACUCAAUCUGGCGCUGGCGCUCAGCCUCACCGAGACGCAGGUGAAGAUUUGGUUCCAGAACCGCCGCACCAAGUGGAAGAAGCAGAACCCCGGCGCCGACGGGCCGGCCGCGCUGCCCGCCCCACCGGGAGCCGCGGGAGCCCCGGGAGUCCCGGGAGCCUCUGUCCAAGCGCCCGGCCGCAGCCCCAGCCCACCGGGCCCCAGCGCCCUCCACUUCCAGACGUUCCCUCCCUAUUCCUCGGCCAACGUCCUCUUCCCGGCCGCCGCAUCCUUUCCCCUAACAGCGGCCGCGGCCGGGGGCCCCUUUGCCCCCUUCCUUGGCUCCACCUACUUGAGCCCUUUCUAUGCCCCACACCUCUAA